Messenger RNA from Lipotes vexillifer (Yangtze River dolphin), 2601 nucleotides. It is a transcript of the gene TLE3, whose product is annotated as TLE family member 3, transcriptional corepressor. Gene Ontology annotation, cellular component: transcription regulator complex; nucleus. Gene Ontology annotation, molecular function: transcription corepressor activity; protein binding. Lineage: Eukaryota; Metazoa; Chordata; Mammalia; Artiodactyla; Lipotidae. The record is from RefSeq and is a predicted model, not a curated record. Gene Ontology annotation, biological process: negative regulation of canonical Wnt signaling pathway; regulation of DNA-templated transcription. The coding region runs from base 185 to 2326 and encodes 713 amino acids. The transcript is spliced from 20 exons.
UUUAUCUGGCACCUCCAUUUUGCUUGUUGCUACCUUUAUAGCUCCCCAUCAACCCGGGCAGCCGGGAUUUAAAUUCACGGUGGCUGAGUCUUGUGACAGGAUCAAAGACGAAUUCCAGUUCCUGCAAGCUCAAUAUCACAGCCUCAAAGUGGAAUACGACAAGCUGGCGAACGAGAAGACGGAGAUGCAGCGCCAUUAUGUGAUGUACUACGAGAUGUCCUAUGGAUUGAACAUUGAAAUGCACAAGCAGACAGAGAUUGCGAAGAGACUGAACACGAUUUUAGCACAGAUCAUGCCUUUCCUGUCACAAGAGCACCAGCAGCAGGUGGCGCAGGCGGUGGAGCGAGCCAAGCAGGUCACCAUGACGGAGCUGAACGCCAUCAUCGGGCAACAGCAGCUCCAGGCGCAGCACCUCUCCCACGCCACGCACGGCCCCCCGGUGCAGCUGCCACCCCACCCGUCAGGCCUCCAGCCUCCAGGGAUCCCCCCGGUGACGGGGAGCAGCUCAGGGCUGCUGGCGCUUGGUGCCCUGGGCAGCCAGGCCCACCUGUCGGUGAAGGACGAGAAGAACCACCAUGAACUGGACCACAGAGAGAGAGAAUCCAGCACGAAUAACUCGGUGUCGCCCUCGGAAAGCCUGCGGGCCAGUGAGAAGCACCGGGGCUCCGCAGACUACAGCAUGGAAGCCAAGAAGCGGAAAGCAGACGAGAAGGACAGUUUGAGCCGAUACGACAGUGACGGGGACAAGAGUGACGAUCUGGUGGUGGACGUUUCCAAUGAGGACCCAGCGACGCCCCGGGUCAGCCCAGCACACUCCCCCCCUGAAAAUGGGCUGGACAAGGCCCGUGGCCUGAAGAGGGACCCUCCCACCAGCCCCGCCUCCGUGGCCUCCUCCAGCAGCACGCCCUCCUCCAAGACCAAAGACCUUGGUCAUAAUGACAAAUCCUCCACCCCUGGGCUCAAGUCCAACACACCAACCCCAAGGAACGAUGCCCCAACUCCGGGCACCAGCACGACCCCGGGACUCCGGUCGAUGCCGGGCAAACCUCCAGGCAUGGACCCGAUAGCCUCGGCCCUGCGCACGCCCAUCUCCAUCACCAGCUCCUAUGCUGCGCCCUUUGCCAUGAUGAGCCACCAUGAGAUGAACGGCUCCCUCACCAGCCCCAGCGCCUACGCCGGCCUCCACAACAUCCCACCCCAGAUGAGCGCGGCUGCCGCCGCCGCUGCCGCCGCCUAUGGCCGAUCGCCAAUGGUGAGCUUUGGAGCUGUUGGGUUUGACCCUCACCCCCCGAUGCGGGCCACGGGCCUGCCCUCUAGCCUCGCCUCCAUUCCUGGUGGAAAACCAGCCUACUCUUUCCACGUGAGUGCUGACGGGCAGAUGCAGCCCGUGCCCUUCCCCCACGAUGCCCUGGCAGGCCCCGGCAUCCCCAGGCACGCCCGGCAGAUCAACACCCUCAGCCACGGGGAGGUGGUGUGUGCAGUGACCAUCAGCAACCCCACGCGGCACGUCUACACAGGUGGCAAGGGCUGCGUGAAGAUCUGGGACAUCAGCCAGCCGGGCAGCAAGAGCCCCAUCUCCCAGCUGGACUGCCUGAACAGGGACAACUACAUCCGCUCCUGCAAGCUGCUCCCCGACGGGCGCACGCUCAUCGUGGGCGGCGAGGCCAGCACGCUCACCAUCUGGGACCUGGCGUCACCCACGCCCCGCAUCAAGGCCGAGCUGACAUCCUCGGCUCCGGCCUGCUACGCCCUGGCCAUCAGCCCCGACGCCAAAGUCUGCUUCUCCUGCUGUAGUGACGGGAACAUUGCCGUGUGGGACCUGCACAACCAGACCCUAGUCAGGCAGUUCCAGGGCCACACGGAUGGGGCCAGCUGCAUAGACAUCUCCCACGACGGCACCAAGCUAUGGACCGGAGGCCUGGACAACACCGUGCGCUCCUGGGACCUGCGGGAGGGCCGGCAGCUGCAGCAGCACGACUUCACCUCCCAGAUCUUCUCGCUGGGUUACUGCCCCACCGGGGAGUGGCUGGCCGUGGGCAUGGAGAGCAGCAACGUGGAGGUGCUGCACCACACCAAGCCCGACAAGUACCAGCUGCACCUGCACGAGAGCUGCGUGCUGUCCCUCAAAUUCGCCUACUGCGGCAAGUGGUUUGUGAGCACUGGGAAAGAUAACCUUCUCAAUGCCUGGAGGACACCGUAUGGAGCCAGCAUAUUCCAGUCUAAGGAAUCCUCAUCUGUCUUGAGUUGUGACAUUUCGGCGGAUGACAAAUAUAUUGUAACAGGCUCUGGUGACAAGAAGGCCACGGUUUAUGAGGUCAUCUACUAGACAAGGACUGUAACAGGGCUGUCAAACUCCGGGAGAAACAGACUCAGCUGUGCCGGGGAGACCCCGGCGAGGGGCUCCGUGCACGUGGAGGAUGGGCGGCAAGCGGGCCAGCGCUGUGCUCCGGUGGCUGAGAAGGUGCCCCCGUCACAGUCGGGACUCCCAGGUGUGGAUUGAUGGGACUCACGGACUCUGAUGGAUUUCUUCCCUCCUCCCCUUAACGAUCCUGGCAGAUGCUACACAUAGAUUUAUUCGGGGGCUCGUGGCUCCGGCUCCCC